AUAACCACAGACUUUUAGUUUGUAAUAUUAACACGCAAUAAAAGAAGUAGAGCGUUUGCAUUUCUUGGAUGUACUCAUGGAAUCUGAAAAAGGAAAUGAUGGAAAAAUGUCACGUACUACCAUUGAUAGCUCCAUUCUUUUCAAUUCUGGAAAUACUCUCGAUGUAAAAAAUUCUAGAAACGGUGGAAAUUCAAAGGAAGUCAUUGUUGAAGGAGAGAACAGAAUUGAAGAUAAAGUACAAGGCGAAACAAUAUUACUUUCUGAAAAUAAUAAUUUCUCAUGUUCCAACUCUGAAAUUGUUUAUGAUGAAUAUGAAGAAGACGAAGAUUAUGUACGUUGGCAAUUACCGAAGAGAAAAACGUUACCAACCAUCUCAACCCUACUAUAUGAAUGGAGUAAAAUACAGGUAAUUCUGCUCUCGCAGCACCGUAUACAUUUUAAAAAACGUAUAAAUAUAUUAUCUUCUUUAUUUUUGUAUUAUUUUUUUGCACUAAAUAAUGUAUCUACAAUUUUGAAUAUACUACUGUGUAUUGUAUAUGUUUUUUAGUGUUUAAUUUAUUAUCCAUAUUACACACACAUACACACACACACACACACACACACACACAC
Acromyrmex echinatior (Panamanian leafcutter ant) is the source of this 609-nucleotide messenger RNA. RefSeq names its product dynein axonemal intermediate chain 7 homolog. The record is from RefSeq and is a predicted model, not a curated record. Gene Ontology annotation, cellular component: axoneme. Gene Ontology annotation, molecular function: beta-tubulin binding; microtubule binding. Lineage: Eukaryota; Metazoa; Arthropoda; Insecta; Hymenoptera; Formicidae.